Micromonas commoda is the source of this 1041-nucleotide messenger RNA. RefSeq lists its product with no specific name. Gene Ontology annotation, molecular function: structural constituent of ribosome. Gene Ontology annotation, cellular component: cytosolic large ribosomal subunit; ribosome. Bases 75 to 761 code for a protein of 228 amino acids. Gene Ontology annotation, biological process: ribosomal large subunit assembly; translation. The transcript has 2 exons. The record is from RefSeq and is a predicted model, not a curated record. Lineage: Eukaryota; Viridiplantae; Chlorophyta; Mamiellophyceae; Mamiellales; Mamiellaceae.
ACGAGAAACCCUACUUGAGGUUCACUCGCCUGCCCUAUCCUGGCACGCAUAUUUCCGGCUACCUGUUUGCCGCGAUGGCGCGACGACCAGCGAAAUGCUACCGCGUGAUAAAGAACAAACCUUAUCCCAAGUCCAGGUACUGCCGCGGCGUCCCCGAUCCGAAAAUCCGCAUCUAUGACGCGGGAAUGAAGAAGUACUCGGUGGAUGCGUUCCCCACUUGCGUACAUCUCGUAAGUUUCGAGAAAGAGCAGGUUUCUUCCGAAGCGAUGGAGGCCGGCCGCAUCGCAGCCAAUAAAUACAUGGUGAAGAACGCUGGCAAGGACCAGUUCCACCUCCGUGUUCGCCUCCAUCCCUUUCAUUGCCUUCGCAUUAAUAAGAUGCUCUCAUGCGCCGGAGCGGAUCGUCUCCAAACCGGCAUGCGCGGCGCUUUCGGCAAGGUGCAGGGUACCGCGGCGCGCAUCGCCAUCGGUCAGAUCAUGCUCUCCAUCAGAACGAAGGAUGUGCACGGCGCAAAGGCUGUUGAGGCCUUCCGCCGUGCAAAAUUUAAGUUUCCUGGUCGUCAAAAGAUAGUUACCUCCCGCCAAUGGGGAUUCACCAAGUUCACACGUGAGGACUACGUCGCUUGGAAACAGGAGGGUCGUAUUCAGCCUGACGGUGUGAAUGCAAAGCUUUACGAGAACCACGGUCGGCUGGAGGCGCGUCCUACAGGUACUCUGUUUCUUCAGCCCGCUCGCGUUUACAAGGACCGAGUCGGGGCCUAAUUUGAUUACAUAGCGACAUUUAAAAUUGCAUCGUCGACAUGUAUUCUCUCUAUCAUCAGUGCCGAAAACAAAACCCACAUCUUACGCUUCGCGGCAGUUCAACGCGGAAAUCUCAAUAACUGACCAGACUGGUAGCUUGCCGUAGUAGAUCACUACUAUUUCGAAACUUAUUUAUGAUAUCAUAUGAUAUAUCAAAUCAUACCAUACAUACGAAGUAAGGUAUUAUGAAUUUCAACCUACCAGGCGUGACGUUUUUAAUAUGAAGAUAUAAAUACGAUAU